AUGAAACCGGUGUCCUGUUGCUUGUUUCUCGUCAUCGCUGGCUUCUUAGCCAUCUCACAUGCACGUGAGACCUCCAUCACACCAGCUGACUGCACCAAUUAUGACUGGGCCUGUGAUUCUGAUGUAUACAAUGAUAGAGCUGAAGAGCUCGAGGAUGGACUGCAGAAAUGGAAUGGGCUGCAGAAACGGGAUGAAACGCAGAAACGGGAUGGACUGCAGAAACUGGGCAGAGCACAAACAUUCAAGACUAAAAUCAGAGCUAUGGGCAACAUAAUGAAACAAGAAGAGGAACAAAAAGAAGCAAAUUCUCAUAGCAAGUUCAUUACCAGAGCUCUGACUCUAGACGAAGACUGGGACAAGUCAGAUGAAGACUGGGACAAGUUAGAUGAAGACUGGGACAAGUCAGAUGAAGACUGGGACAAGUCAGAUGAAGACUGGGACAAGUUAGAUGAAGACUGGGACAAGUCAGAUGAAGACUGGGACAAGUCAGAUGAAGACUGGGACAACUGGGAGAGAACCGGGAUUUCAAAGGUUACCCAAAUUAAGGCACCAAGAAGAUAAUCCAAUUCAAAAUUGAAACAAUUACGUGUCAGGAUCCGCUGAUUUCCGUGUUAACAGCCAUGUGGCUGUUGUCUAACAGCGUAGACAUUAGAUUUCUGUUGCAUGGUUUGUGAUAUGUCUGUAAAAGUUGGAAGAAUUGUCGGCAAUUCA
Corticium candelabrum is the source of this 711-nucleotide messenger RNA. Its product is annotated as glutamic acid-rich protein-like. The record is from RefSeq and is a predicted model, not a curated record. NCBI's taxonomy places the organism in Eukaryota, Metazoa, Porifera, Homoscleromorpha, Homosclerophorida, Plakinidae. Bases 1 to 561 code for a protein of 186 amino acids. The transcript is spliced from 2 exons.